Molecule: messenger RNA, 893 nt
Organism: Daktulosphaira vitifoliae (grape phylloxera)
Lineage: Eukaryota; Metazoa; Arthropoda; Insecta; Hemiptera; Phylloxeridae
Exons: 6
Coding region: 90-788 (232 amino acids)
Source: RefSeq, a predicted model, not a curated record
AUCAAAGUAUUCUUUUUAAAUUUCUAUAUUGUUCUGGGUUUUAAAAUCUAUUUAGUAUUUUUUUAAAGAAUUAAAAAAAAAAAUCCAGAAUGCAAUGGCAUAUUUAUUUUGCAUUGUUUUUUUGUCUUGUUAAUUCAUCAAACAUACCAUUUUUGGAAUCGAUAAAAAAACUAAAAGAUAGGUUGGAAAAUGAUGACUCCAAGACAAUACUUGCAAGGAAUAGAGAAUUAUAUUUUACAACAAAUAACGAAAAUCCUAUUGGAGAAUUAAAUGCAUUUGAGACUAUUCAGAUACCUGAAAAAUUAUUACCAAUGGUUCUUCGAAUUUUCAGUGGUAUAAUCGAUAUAAUGUACAUUCACAAUGUCAUAACAUCCUUAGAAAGGAUGGAAGACGUGGACACAAGCACAAUAAUAUCAAAAUUGAAAAAAUUCAGUGAAUGGGAAAUUAUUAGUCCUAUAAAUUUCGUACAAAUUUGGAAUGAUGAUUAUCCCAGUAUUCCAAAUAUUAUGGUGGAAAUAGUAAGCAAAUUACACAAAGGAUUUUAUAGUAAAGCCAAUGGGAAAAAAGACAUUAUCUCUAUAGGAGAUUUUAGUUCUGUAAUAGAUGAAUAUAUCAAAAAUCGUGAUAUCGCAUUUGAUAUAAUAGUCCGUCUGUACGAUUGUAAAGUAAAAUAUGUGAAUUAUGAAGCGUGGUUAUUCAAAAAAAGAAUAGAUAUAGAAAAAUUGCAAUGGAGUGGUAUAAGUGUUGGCGCGCAUGUUCAAAAUGCUUUAUUAUGGUAUUGGCUUUAACAUAUCAUUGCAAAAGAUUAUUAACACAAGUGGUGUUUAUAACUGAAACAUGUUUAAUACUUUAUAAACUAAACAAAAAAAAUAAUAAAACUUUAUUCUUUAGUA